Messenger RNA from Gryllus bimaculatus (two-spotted cricket), 1575 nucleotides. NCBI's taxonomy places the organism in Eukaryota, Metazoa, Arthropoda, Insecta, Orthoptera, Gryllidae. The record is from the annotation of a GenBank genome assembly.
AUGUCGAAUUUAAGAAAAACAGUUGUGUCAGUCUUCAAAUUCCAUGGAUUUACUUUAAAAGAAGAUGCAUGUAAAUUUUUAAUAGAGCAAUUGGAUCCAUUUAAGGACAAUGAAACAGAAAUUGAUGAUUGGUUAAACAAAAUAAUUGAAGUGCUUCAAAAUAAAUCUCUAGAAGUUGCUUGUGUCAGGAAAGAAGAUAUAGAGAGUGUACUCAACGAUUGUGCAAAGUCUCUAGUGGAUUGUGUUGAAUCUGUUGUAAGUGUAAUAAAUGCAUUUGAAAUUCCAAGAUUUUACUUUAGUAUUGAAAGGAAAAAAUUUAUGCCUGUAACUGGUGGAAAGGAAAUAAAACUUUUUGACAGUGCUUAUCGAAAAAGUUUUUUAUAUAGAGAAAGAUACACAAUUCUACUCCAUCGGACCAGUCGUCAUGAAGUAUUUGCUCCAGCAGCUAUGGGCUUGAGUGGGAACAGGGGUACCAAAAAAGGAUCAUUGCACACAGUGGAAUAUUUUCUUAGUUCAUCAAAGAGAAUUGACUCUUGUGUGUGUCUGGGAUUACUUGCAAAAUUCCAAGAAAAUCAGUUUUUUUUGGAAGAUCCAACUGGUAUUCUGAAAUUGGAUAUAAGUGAAGCCAAAUACCAAGCAGGACUCUACACAGAGAAUUGUUUUGUUCUUGUUGAAGGAUUUUAUGAAGAUUCUGUGUUUCAUGUCAGUAGCAUAGGUUUACCACCUGCAGAAACUUCUAAAAGUAGUUAUACUCAUUUUAACAAUGUAAAUGUAUUUGGUGGUCCAUCACCUGUGAGUCUAAAGACAUCUUCAAAGCUCCUUAAGUAUGAGAAAGAUAAUCCUGAUGAUAUGAUAGUGUUUAUUUCAGAUGUAUGGUUAGAUGACAGGAAAGUCAUGGAUAAAUUAUGGGCUCUUUUUCGUGGUUACUCAGAAGUACCUCCAGUUGCAUUUGUAUUGAUGGGAAAUUUUUUAUCAUCUCAAUAUCGCAACUUCCAAAGUCAGACUUUGAAAUCUAAAUUUAAGGCUUUGGCAGAUGAAUUAGUUGCUUUCCCAGAAUUAAUUAAUAAGAGUAAGUUCAUAUUUGUACCUGGUCCUGUGGAUUGUGGUGCUGUAAAUAUUCUUCCUCGACCUCCUCUUCCUGAAUGGGUUACUGAAGAGUUCCGCAAAGUAAUUCCUUCAGCUGUGUUUACUACAAAUCCUUGUCGUAUUCAGUACUGUACUAAAGAAAUAGUUGUAAUUCGAGAAGAUAUAGUGACAAAAAUGUGUAGAAAUACAAUUAAUUUCCCCACUGCAGGAAAUAUUCAUGAUCAUUUUGGAAAAACAAUUGUUUGUCAAGCUCAUCUAGCUCCUCUUCCAAUAAAUGUUUGCCCUAUGUAUUGGUCAUAUGAUACUGCUUUACGUUUAUUUCCUUUACCAGAUCUAGUAGUGACUGGAGAUAAAUUUGCUCCCUUUACUACUCAGUUUAUGGAGUGUCAGAUUAUCAAUCCUGGUUCUUUUGCUAGAUGUGAUUUCUCAUUCAAAGUGUAUGUACCAGCACAGCAACAAGUAGAGGAUAGUCAAAUCCCUGAUGAAUAA